AUGACUAUGACUGACUUUGAUAGUAAGGCGAACGUCGUCAAGUAUAUCGUGGAGUCGUUAAAAAGGAACUCGCGCGGAGAUCUUCAUUACAGGCCCUUUCUGAUCAUUUGCAGUGUAUUACUUAGUGGAUGGUAUACAUACCGCUAUCUUUCAAUUAGCAAAGCUGUUCCACAUGGUUCGUCUGAGGAUCUAAAAUGUUUGACAUUUUCGAUCAUCAUACUCAAUACUUGGAAUUUGAUAUUGGCUGUUGGAGUAGAUUCAAUAAUCUUUAACAUGGGAAACUUUAAGACUAUAUUGACGAUAGAAGACGUGACUCUUGAGCAGGAGCUUGACAAUUUUCUCGUAAACACUCGCAUAGAUAGUUCCCUUAAUAAGCUUUUGAUGAAUAAGGAUCUUCGUCUAUUUGCUGUCAUUGGUAUCUCGACCCUAUUGUUCCACAUAUUCUCAAAUGGAAUUGUUAAAUGUAUUGAGUACAUUUCAUUUAUUGCAAGCUACCAUGAAGACGAGGAGUCCCAGCAUACAUCGCACAAGUACUCAGAUGUUCUGAAAGUUAAAAAGGCGGUAUCCUUUAAUGAGAAAACGACAACUUUUAAUUACCUGGAUCUGUCACUUGCUGUGUCGGCAUCCACUAUUAAUAAUGCAAACGCAUUUUUUCAGAAAUUCCGCAUAAAAAGGAUUACUACAACUGUCAUCUCAUUUCUUCUCGUUACUUUAUUGGGUGUCCUUGUGUUUCCGAAGCAUUUUUUGUUGAAUUCCACAGCAAUUCUCUACAUUGAUGAAAGUUCAAAGUAUGUGGUACGAUUCGAUCACCUUUACUUUGCCUUUUUAUCUGUCUUCCUUGCAAACGCUGUGCACAAGUUCGUAUCAAUUAUCGAGCACCCAAAUGUUUGCAAUUUUCCUAGGACGACAAGUAUACUCACAAGGUUCAUUUGGUGCUACAGUUGCAUAAUCCUAGUUUUCGCAUUAACCUUUAUGGUGUUUUCCAAUGAUUUGCUCAUAAACCUCACAUCAAUGAUUGCUUGCAGAGCAACUAAACAAAGCAAUGACUUUGUUUAUAGUCCCAUACAGUUUUUCACAUCGGCGGUGAUAAAUUUCUUGUCGCAUUCUAUUGAAAUACCAUUCUGUAAUGACUCCACAUAUAAUGAAUGCACCGAGCGUCAAUUAAUUGAUGCCCUCACUACUAACUUCAUUUGGCUAAAAAACGUCUUACAGAACUGCUGGUUAGUAUUGAUUUUUUCAAGCUUUGUUCUUUUUCCAUUAUUGAUAUGGGUGAUUACAAUUGAAUUCAAGUUGAAGCAGAGUCGCAACAAAAAUCAAUGA
Priceomyces carsonii is the source of this 1320-nucleotide messenger RNA. RefSeq lists its product as uncharacterized. The coding region runs from base 1 to 1320 and encodes 439 amino acids. Lineage: Eukaryota; Fungi; Ascomycota; Pichiomycetes; Serinales; Debaryomycetaceae. The transcript has a single exon. The record is from RefSeq and is a predicted model, not a curated record.